UAUUUUGGAGUAUCGACAGCUGUCUGCGACUGAACAAUUCUGCGACUUUAAUUUCAACUUCAUGAUGGACCAGCCCGCAGAUGUAGCUUGUCCGGUGGAGGAUGUUCAAGGAGACGGAAGAUGGAAGAGUUUGCAUAAACACUAUGUACACCUGACAGGAGAGAGGGAGCCAGAAGUCCUGUUUGUUGGAGAUUCACUCAUCCAGCACCUUGGUCAGUCGGAGGUUUGGAAGAUGUUCGAGCGCUACCAUUGCCUCAACUUUGGGGUCGGAGGCGACCAGACGCAGCACGUUCUAUGGCGGCUUGAGAAUGGAGAACUGCAGAAUAUACAACCAAAGGCUAUAGUACUUCUGGUAGGGACCAAUAACCAUGGCCACACGGCAGAAGAGGUCACUAAAGGAAUUGAGGCAAUUGUAAAACUCAUAGUAGACAAACAACCACAGGCUCACAUCAUUGUAAUGGCAAUUCCUCCUAGGGGUCACAGGCACAACAAACUCCGCGAUAAGAACUCCGCCAUCAACGCUGCCCUCGCGACAUCUCUACCAAAACUCGGCAAGGCCGAGCUUCUUGAGUCAGCAAAAAGCCUCCUGUCGUCUGAAGGCCUCAUUUUCACCUCUGAUAUGUUUGACUUUCUACACUUCACCAACCAGGGUUACAAGAAACUGUGUGAACCACUCCAAGACAGACUAGAAGAGAUCCUUUCUGAGUGAACAGUGGUGUGUUGAAUUCUUGAGUAAAAAUCCCAGCGCACACUAUGCGAUGCGAUCGCACGAAUAUCCGAUUGCAGCAAUUUGCCAAUCGCAUCUCGUGCGAUCACAUCGAAGGCCAUUGUGCAUGUUGCGACAGUACUGCAACGUGCAGCAUAUCCUUUUUACCCCCAUGUUGUCUGUGCUGCAACUGCUCAGCUAAUUGGUUGUGACGUCAUCAUCGAGGACAAAUCUGAUUGGCUGAAUAAUCAAAAUUGCAGGAAGAUUUGACAUGUCAAGUGUCUCAGCUUGGUCUGCUAUUCUUCUGCAACAAAACGGAUCGCUGUUACGCGCAUUAUGUUGCAAUU
This is a messenger RNA of Lytechinus variegatus (green sea urchin), 1053 nucleotides long. Its product is annotated as platelet-activating factor acetylhydrolase IB subunit alpha2-like. The record is from RefSeq and is a predicted model, not a curated record. The transcript has 4 exons. NCBI's taxonomy places the organism in Eukaryota, Metazoa, Echinodermata, Echinoidea, Temnopleuroida, Toxopneustidae. Bases 62 to 709 code for a protein of 215 amino acids.